This is a messenger RNA of Sander lucioperca (pikeperch), 4923 nucleotides long. RefSeq names its product calcium/calmodulin-dependent protein kinase kinase 2. The transcript has 18 exons. The record is from RefSeq and is a predicted model, not a curated record. Gene Ontology annotation, biological process: protein phosphorylation; activation of protein kinase activity; CAMKK-AMPK signaling cascade. The coding region runs from base 406 to 2190 and encodes 594 amino acids. NCBI's taxonomy places the organism in Eukaryota, Metazoa, Chordata, Actinopteri, Perciformes, Percidae. Gene Ontology annotation, molecular function: ATP binding; protein kinase activity.
GUUUUGGUUGAGGUCGCGAGUUAACCGAAAAGGAGAACAAAAGGUAGCCCAACCUACUCCUCCGAGGAUGUAGGUUUUAAUGAAGGAUGUUGCUGAAACUAUUACCGUUAAAUUAACACACUGCCUGUUUCCUCAACACUUCCGCCAUGUGAAGCACGGGACUCGUGUGGUCAGCUGGAUUGGUCCAUCGGUUAUCAGUCUGCACUGUUUCUCAAACAGCUAAGCUAGCUGUCGUAGUAGUACAGAAGCUACUUACUGUAACGUUACACCACAGCUGAAGAAGGAGAAGAAACCUCACAAUUCUGACUUGUAGGCCUAAAUUACACGUUAAGGCACCAAUUCCCCCCCCCCCCCGAGUGUCUCAUCUGAUGGAGCAGUGGUUGUCAGUCUUUGUGAAGAGGCACCAUGUUUCCUUGUCACGUAACUCCCUGGCCCUCUGCUGAGCCGCCGGCCCCCUGCGGUCAUGCACCCCCAGCACAGCCCUCACAACCCCUGCCUGAUCUGUUGUGCAGCUGUCCCGUUCCACCUUUGAACACCCACUCUGAGACGCCUUCCCCAGACCCCAUGGAGUCCCUCAUCGUGGUCACAGAGUACGAACCCAGCAGACCACCUGGAGAAGCUGGGGAGAAGGAGGUCGAAGAAAUGGACAGUUCUGAGACGCCCACGCAAGCUUCUUCUGUGGCGGCAUCUUUCCGGACUCCUUCCUGCGACCUGCUGUCCCACACAGUCGGCCAGUCGGAGGCUCUGCUACCCGAAAGCCAAGAGCAAAGGGGACGAUUAACCCUGUCAGACCGGAAACUAUCUCUGCAGGAGCGCUCACGAACUGCGACAUCACCCUGCAGCUCACCAGGACUCAACGGGCGCUAUAUUUACCCAUCAUUGCCCUACUCUCCCAUCACAUCACCCCACUCCUCUCCACGCUUGCCCCGCCGGCCUACGGUGGAGUCCCACAGUGUUUCCAUCACAGACCUCCAGGACUGUGUUCAACUCAACCAGUACAAGCUGAAAGAUGAGAUUGGAAAGGGCUCCUAUGGUGUUGUCAAGCUGGCUUACAAUGAGGAUGACAACACAUACUAUGCGAUGAAGGUGUUGUCCAAGAGGAGGCUGAUGAGGCAGGCAGGUUUCCCACGGAGACCUCCACCUCGUGGAGCCAAACCAGUCCCCGAGGGUCCCCCUCAGCUCAAAGGACCCCUGGAGCGGGUCUAUCAAGAGAUUGCCAUCCUGAAAAAGCUUGACCAUUCUAAUGUGGUGAAACUAGUAGAGGUUUUGGAUGACCCCAGCGAGGACCAUCUGUACAUGGUUUUUGAGCUGGUCAAUCAAGGGGCUGUGAUGGAGGUGCCGACAGAUAAACCUUUCAGUGAGGACCAGUCACGCUUUUAUUUCCAAGAUCUGCUCCGGGGAAUCGAGUAUUUACAUUACCAGAGGAUCAUCCACAGAGAUGUCAAGCCGUCUAACCUGUUGGUGGGAGAAGAUGGACACAUCAAGAUAGCAGACUUUGGAGUCAGUAACCAGUUUGAGGGGGCUGAUGCCCUCCUGACCAGCACAGUGGGAACACCUGCUUUCCUUGCCCCUGAAGCGCUCUCUGAGACCAGAAAGAACUUCUCUGGAAAGGCUUUGGAUGUUUGGGCCAUGGGAGUGACACUUUACUGCUUCGUCUUUGGAGUUUGUCCAUUUAUGGACGAGCGCAUCGUUAGUCUUCACCAGAAAAUCAAAACACAACCUGUGGAGUUACCUGAACGUGCUGACAUCUCAGAUGAUCUCAAAGAUUUGUUGCUGAAAAUGCUGGACAAGAAUCCAGAGACCAGAAUAUCAAUCCCACAGAUUAAGGUGCACCCAUGGGUGACGAGGCACGGCGCUGAGCCUCUUCCCCCGGAGGAUGACAACUGUUGUAUGCUGAUUGAGGUGACCGAGGAGGAGGUGGAGAAUUCUGUUAAACACAUCCCCAGCCUGGCUACAGUGAUCAUGGUGAGAACUAUGCUGAGGAAGCGCUCCUUUGGGAACCCCUUUGAUUGGGGCCGUAAAGAGGACCGCAGCAGUUUGUGUGCUCCAGGGCAAAAGCUCACGAAAGGCAGAGCAGGCAAUGUGAGAUACUGCUACAUUCAUUGUAACCAACGAAGGAAACAAGAGAGCGGUGAUGGCAUGAGAAGUAUGGACUUGCCCUACGUGGGAGAGGAUGAGGCUCUUUCCUGAUGCAGAGGGUUCAUUAUCCACGCUGGUAUCUGCCUGCCUCCAACCACACAGCACAAACCCCCCUUUACUCACAGUUUUAUACUGGCUGCCGACACCUGUGUACAUUCCCCGGGGUUAGGUGGACAAUCUGGCGGACGCAGAAAAAAAGAGAAACGAAGGAUCUAAGAACAACACUUUGAAAGCGUUCCGUUCUCUCCUCUUAAAAGGCUCAGUUUGGGGUUGUGGGACUUGAGACCGUCCCAUGGGAACCGUCCAUUAGAGGAUCCUCCUGAACCUUGAACCUGUCUUCAGCUCUUAUUGCCCAACCCACGCUCUUCCUCUUAUCCCGCAUGCAUUUAUAGUCCUAGCAUGCUUUGUCUCAGGCUUCAACUGUACAGUUUUGUGUUUUAUUGUAGUCUAGCCACUUGUGUUUCUCCUUGUCUUUACUUGACAAUUCUUUCAGGUAUACAGGGCAUGGGAACAGGAGUUGGUGAUGGUUUAUGGGGUUGGGAUGGUUGUCUUAACCAUCACCUUCGACAUUCUCUUUAGUAGAGCAGGUUUCUUGACGAUGAUUGUCUGGUUCACUCUGCUUCAGAGUAGCAGUACCCAGUUUUGUAACAUAUUUUAGAGUAAAGAAUCUGUACAGUUUUCCCAAAAUGAAAAAGCAGAGUGAAAAAAUGUUUACUUCAUUGAAUGCAUGUGUUUACUUUCCUAAUGCAAACACUCUAUAAGCUAUUUAUGAACAUUUGCACGCUCAUAGGCACACUUAACACAAUUUUUCUUUUAGUCGUAUCACUAGCUCCUAUUUACGUCAAUCAAUAGAAAGCUUUAAAACAGUUUCUACAGUGCUUUGUGAACAAUCAAAUUCCUCGUAACAGCAUACAAGAUUGCAUUGAAAAAUAAUGGAUUUUCUUCUCCGAAGCUAGUGCUUCUAGGGAAUCUUUGUAUGAUUUUUAGGUGUAUUCUUAAAUUCAUAGAGCUAUAACGAUAUAGCUAUAACUUAACGAGUUAAGUAACGAAGGUUCUGAUCUACCAAAUGCAUAUGAGAAAAGCAGAAUGUGUUGGUGCAAAAUUAUUCUGUCUGCAAUGGUUCAAAUUGUUGUUUUUAUUGUUUAAACUGCAAACAAGUUCUUUUAAGUUAUUUGGACAAACAAGGUUGUGUUGAGUUUCAACUGUCAUGUAUUUGUUUCACUUCUCAAAGUGGAUGCUUGUAUGUAGACUGAAAACAGAAAAUAAUGACCUCAAGUUAAAAUUGUAAAUGUUCUUGUUUUAUUUGUUUUGUAUUGUUAAGAAUCACUGGUGUUUUUUAAAAGCUCACAUUUUUAGGACACCAAAAACUUCAAUUAUGUCUAACUUUGUAAAGUAUAGUACAGUAACUUAAAAGUAAACAAACCUUUAAACUAUUUGUUCUUCACUAAGUUGUGAGAACUGGCUACCGAAGUCAGAUUCGGGAUGGAAGCAUAGUGCAGCUGCAGACUUUUUGUACAAAUCUAUGCAUGACAUAUUUGUAGAGUAUUGAACUUAAAAAGUUGUCAGCUUUGAUCGGAGGAGUAGGCCACUGCAAAUAUUUCAAAUUAAUUAUAAACUACUUUUUGUAUGUAUUGAUGUUUCACUUUAGAUGAUCCUAAAACAGAAAAUUAGCAUUUUUUCUUGUCUUUUUUUCCUUUUGUUUACCACCAUGUUUUCUAUUUCAUAUUUCGAUAUGUUAGUGUACGGCAUUUAAUGCAUCUCCAACAUAGAAUAUUGACACAAUAUUAAUUAUAACAGUUAAUGCUUCCACAUUACGUCAACACUAAUGUGUUGAAGGUAUAAUAAAGGGACUUUGGAUUUCUUUUUACUUACUACUUGCAUGUCACUCUAAACUGCCUGUUUUCUAAGACUAGUACUAUGCAUAUGAUGUGUCUUUCUCUGUAUGGUGCAGUGGUACGCCCUGGUACAUUGUCACGUACAGUGGCUGGAUGAGGAGGGCUGUAUGCAGUUGACUGAUUUUAAUUGAUUUUUGCUUACCCAACGUGUUUUCCAGAAAGAUCUAAUUAAAUUGUACUCCUCACUGUGGAGUGCUGCAAAUAGAGACAGGCACUCUGGCUAUAGAUUUCCAUAAAACUACUUGCACUGUACUUCUAAAAGAUAUAAGUCAAUGAUGAUAGCCAAUGAUCUUUUAAUGCCCAUGAUUUAGCCAGAGAAGUAAUUGCAGAAAUGCUUCCAAUUUGUGUUAUACUGUGAAAUGUUACCUCAUUAAAACACGCUUUCCACAUAGGGAUCAGAGAUAUUACAUUCUCAUAUACUGGAUGUUGCUUUUGUUAUCUAAGAUAAAGUUUUUAGCUUAAGAAAAACAAGACAGCAACUUCCCCUUUGGUGUGAAUAUUCUGCCCUCCACGACCAACAAGAAUGAACUGAAGGACAGUUUGGGUCUGACUGACAAGGGCAAGCCACAGAAAAGCUGUAAGAAUAUUUUAUACGUACAAUAUUUAAACUUGUAGUUUGUUUGAAUACAGUCGUUGCCCACUCAUGUCAGAAGGGCCCGGCUAAGUGAUUAACCUUUAUUGUUCACACGAUUCACACUCUGUAAAUUGAUUUCAUUAAGAUCUUUGGGAUGUUCUUUUUCCCUAAAUGCAUGCCAACAUACUGAACACCAAUGUAUUGUCAUAGCAUGUGAGGUCUUUGACAACAAAACGGGACCUUUAAAUUAAUUAUUCUAUACAAACUGUAUCUUGUUCAUCUUUGAAUAAAAUAUAAUUGCCUUUCUGCAAUGUU